AUGACUGACUCACAGCUGGACUGUGCCCUCGACUUGAUGAGGCGUCUGCCUCCACAACAAAUCGAGAAGAACCUCAGUGACCUCAUCGACCUGGUGCCCGCUCUGUGCGAGGAUCUGCUUUCCUCCGUGGACCAGCCCCUGAAGAUCGCCAGAGACAAACACGUGGGCAAAGAUUACCUUCUGUGUGACUACAAUCGAGAUGGCGACUCCUACAGAUCUCCGUGGAGUAAUAAGUACGACCCUCCCCUUGAGGAUGGUGCGAUGCCAUCUUCUCGUCUGAGGAAACUGGAGGUGGAGGCAAACAACGCCUUCGACCAGUACCGAGACCUGUAUUUUGAAGGGGGCGUGUCCUCUGUGUACCUCUGGGAUUUGGAUCAUCACGGCUUUGCUGGCGUUAUUCUCAUCAAGAAGGCCGGUGACGGAUCCAAGAAGAUCAAAGGGUGCUGGGACUCCAUCCAUGUGGUGGAGGUGCAGGAGAAGUCUAGCGGUCGCACUGCACAUUACAAACUCACUUCCACCGUCAUGCUGUGGCUUCAGACAACCAAGGCCAACUCUGGCACCAUGAAUCUGGGUGGCAGCCUCACGCGUCAGAUGGAAAAAGAUGAAACGGUUGGAGAAUCCUCGCCUCACAUUGCUAACAUCGGCCGCCUUGUAGAAGACAUGGAGAAUAAGAUCCGCUCAACACUGAAUGAAAUCUACUUUGGGAAAACCAAAGACAUCGUCAAUGGCCUAAGGAGCGUGACACCUCUGUGCAAUAACCCCAUGCAUAAGUCCCUGCAGAGCGACCUGGUGUUGGCGCUCAAGCAAAGAAAGCAGCCGUAG
Messenger RNA from Knipowitschia caucasica, 822 nucleotides. The record is from the annotation of a GenBank genome assembly. NCBI's taxonomy places the organism in Eukaryota, Metazoa, Chordata, Actinopteri, Gobiiformes, Gobiidae.